This is a messenger RNA of Alligator mississippiensis (American alligator), 6635 nucleotides long. It is a transcript of the gene PRRX1, whose product is annotated as paired related homeobox 1. NCBI's taxonomy places the organism in Eukaryota, Metazoa, Chordata, Crocodylia, Alligatoridae. Gene Ontology annotation, molecular function: DNA-binding transcription factor activity, RNA polymerase II-specific; DNA binding. The record is from RefSeq and is a predicted model, not a curated record. Bases 586 to 1323 code for a protein of 245 amino acids. The transcript has 4 exons. Gene Ontology annotation, biological process: regulation of DNA-templated transcription.
AGGAAGAGUGUGGGGGAAACCCCCACAAAACCAAAAAACCAGCCUCCUGUCUGAUCGGACUCGUGGAAAAAGCUUCCCUUUGCCUUCAGCGAAGAUCCGGCCGGCGAGUACAUCUGCAAGACAUCAGCACCCUCCCACCGCCUCCCUCACUCCUGAGACUCACCAGGAGCGCGGCGCGGGGGGAAGCGCCUUGCCUUGAAGAUGUUUUAAAGCCGGGACCAGCCGGUGCCUCCGCGCCCGCCCGGGGACUGCGCCGCUUCCCCCGCGAGCCGCGCUCGCAGUCCGCCCCCGGCCGCGCCCGCCCCGCCCCGCGCCGCGCCGCGCCGCGCUCCCGCCCCCCGCUCUGCUUAUGGCCCUUUUCGCCGGGUGCCCCCCUUUUUUCCCCCUUCCGUGAGACCUGGAAGCGGCUGGGCAGAGAGCGGCUCUGGAUUAUCGCUCGGGCCCCUGCUGCCCCGGCAGUGCUGCUGCUCGGGGGGGAGGGAGUCCCUUCCCUCCGUCCUCCUCCUCUUCCUCCUCCUCCUCCUCCCCGGCGCUCUCCCGCUCCUCUCCUGCCUGCACUUUCCCUUUAAGGCUUGGGGGGAAACCAUGACUUCCAGCUAUGCCCAUGUCCUGGAGAGACAGGCCGUGCUGGCCACCCGCUUGGAGAGCCCCGGCCACCUGGACAAUUUACAGGCCAAAAAGAACUUCUCGGUCAGUCACCUGCUGGAUCUGGAGGAAGCCGGGGACAUGGUGGCGGCUCAGGCCGACGAGGGCGUGGGGGAAUCGAGCAGGAGCUUGCUGGAGUCCCCGGGGCUGACCAGCGGCAGCGACACGCCGCAGGCGGACAAUGAUCAAUUGAACUCAGAAGAGAAGAAGAAAAGAAAGCAGAGGAGAAACAGGACCACCUUCAAUAGCAGCCAACUUCAGGCAUUAGAAAGAGUCUUUGAGAGGACACACUACCCCGAUGCCUUUGUACGAGAAGACCUUGCACGCAGAGUCAACCUCACUGAAGCCAGAGUUCAGGUAUGGUUUCAGAACCGAAGAGCAAAGUUCCGCAGGAAUGAGAGAGCCAUGCUGGCCAACAAGAAUGCUUCCCUUCUCAAAACCUACUCGGGGGACUUGACUGCUGUGGAGCAGCCCAUCGUACCGCGUCCAUCUCCAAGACCCACCGACUAUCUCUCCUGGGGGACAGCCUCACCUUACAGUGCUAUGGCUACCUAUUCCGCCACAUGUACCAAUACUAGCCCAGCACAGGGCAUGAACAUGGCCAACAGUAUUGCCAACCUGAGACUGAAGGCAAAGGAAUAUAGUUUACAGAGGAAUCAGGUGCCAACAGUCAAUUAAAGACUGCUACUAAGUCUUAAAGAAAGGAAAAAUAAAAUGACACCUGUCCUGCUUAGCAACUUGUUCAGAAAGAGAGGGCGAAAUACACACGCACACACACACACACGCACGCGCGCGCGUGCGCGCGCACACACACACACAGAAUAUUGGGACAGAAACAGGAGCAAAAUGAGCUGCAAAUUAGUUACAAUGUUCUUUCUUCCUUUCUGGAUAAUGCCAUCAAUUCUUAUCAGGUUUAUAGCUUCUGCUCAAUAUACUAUGAGCUUCUUCGGUUAAGGAGAAUCCCAUUCUUGGUUUUUUUGUGUUUUGGACAAGACUGCAAAACGAAAUCCUAUCAGUUCAGCCCUUGAACUCUAGACUGUCCUGAGGUUCAGUGCUUGCCCCUUCACUUCCUAUGCCCCAGGUCACCCUAGAAGAGGGAAUUCAGAAGCCAAAGCCUCUCCAGCAUAUCCACAAGACCCAGAUAUCUGGACCACGAGUGGACUGCAGCUGAAGAGCCAUUAUCAUUUAGCCUCUGAGAAGCCUUUGUGUGCAAAGCUGUGGGUCCCUCUGUCUCAGUGGCCUGGAACAUUGGGUUUAUUUCCAGUCUCCUUGGGUUUUGAAACUAGUUGUUGCUUUCUGAUUAGUUUUGGCACCACCUCUUUGAAAAACCAAAGAAGAGAAAACCUUCCUUAAGGCAGAGUGUAUGUGUAUAGAGGGGAAGAUCAUUGUAGGUCCAAGAAUAGGACUUUCACUUUUUCUCCCCAUGCCUUCUGAUUUUUUGCCACAGGUAAAGGUGUUGUCCAAAUGCAUUUGUUUUAUAUAUACUGUAUAUAUUUUUAUAUAUAAGAUAUACAUGCAAGCUUGGUUGGUGUUUUUUUUAUUAUUAAACAAAAUAAAAUGCAUUGGAAGUAUUCGGGAUGUUUGUGCUGCAUCCAGGUGCCUGUAGAGACUGAUCUAUACCAAGUGCCAAAUUCACCCACAUGACUUCUAUUUAUGGGCAUACCCUACCCUAUAUCACGCAGAGAGAACUUUUCAUUCUGCAGGGUGCCAAAGCACUUUACAGUCUGUGAGCCAGUCUUAACUCAGGCAAAACUCACUGCUCAGGCAAACUUAGGCUUCCAUUGGACCAAAUCCUGAAGGCUGUAUUCAGGGCUGCAUCACUUUUUCCUGUGAUAGGACUUGCCAGAAGAGAUCCUUGGAGAAAAACAAUAGGGAACCUCAUUUCAUAUCUCCCCCUGUUAGGAAUAAGGUUUAAGUCAAGGGUGUGGCCCUGCAACCAGGUGGAUAUCAGGAGAGUCAUAAGAGACACAGGUUCACUUGCAUGAAAGCUCUGUGCCAGCCAACAGACUCUCCUAUGGAGGCUUUGCCUAAUACAGAGGGCUUCCACAUAAAGAUAAUGUGGCCUGGAGCAGCAUCACAUUUUGUCCUUGACACCCCCUCUCCCAAUAAGGCUCAAAUACGUAUGAUUUACUACUUCUUCCAGGCAGAGCCAGUCCUUAGGCACAGGCGACUGGUAGGGGGUACACAGGGGUGCAUGUGCCCCCCCAAUGGCUGAUACUGUUGGUAGGGCUGGUGCCCCCCUGACAGGGCUGCCACUGUCAGUGGCUUCUGUGGGUACCCCCCCCCCCCCAGAUUCAGGAGGCACCAGUCACUCAUGUCCUUAGGGAUGAACAAUCAGGGCAGUUGCCCAGGACUUUUUAAGUGUGGGAAGGAGAAGAGGAGGGGCCAGAUCUUAACCUCUGCCUGGGAUUUCCAUGAGUGUCAGCCUGGCUCAGCCAGCUCAGCCCUGGCUAGUUUUGUCCCUGUUCCACCCCUGCCCAAUAUGGGUGUGAAGUAUUCUGAGAAUAGACAUCAAUGUCCUAAAACAAUAUAUUACAGGAGGUGAGAAAUAGAUCCAUGCUCCAUUUAAAAUUAAGUGGAGCAUUAGAUAGGUAAAAUAUAAAUUAAAAUUUAGCCAGAGUAUAAGGGUAAAUGCUUGAAAAAGCACAGGUCCACUUACACAACUGGCAGAAAGUGUUAGAGCCCCAAUGACCAUAAUGAGACAUGAGUGGGGAAAAGAUUUCUCAUUUCUUGACACUUUUUUAAGGUAUCAAAAACAAAACAUUCCUACAAAAAAAAAUCCCCUCUUGAAUCUGAACCAAUAGAACUCACAAAAACUGCAAACUGAAAACCAGAACACUUUCAGUUCUAGUCAGUUAGACUUUCAUUUCAGUAAUUUUGAAUGAUUUCUUUUUAAUUUAACCUUUUUUGACCUUAUUUUCUUUUUUGAACCUUUUGUUAGUGUGAAUUUAAAAAAAAAUUCUAAAUGAAAAGUACUUUUGACUCAAAAGACCCCCAAAUUUUCCUGUUUAAGAAUAUUGAAACAGGACACUGAUCAUUUUGAAACUCUUUUCCCCUAAAAAAAAAACAACAAGUUGAGAGAUUCAUUAAAAUCAAUCUUGUCGUGUAAACAGAUUUGUUGACAAAUCUAUAUAUUUCAGUAAAAUAGCUUCAUUGAAGAAUUCCAGACCAGCUCAACUGCAAAGCUGCACUAACUUCCGUGUUGCUGACCAGCAGGCCUUAAAAGUACUCAGGAUUUUGUUUUGUGUUUCAUCUAACAGAUAACACCAUGGUGCCUUUUGGAAGCAUGCAAGUUGAUCAGUUCUAUAUCUAUUCCAGGGCAGGUGCCCAUCCUUACAGUCCAGCCCAUGUACAAGUUCAUUGCCCUGGAAGAGAGAACUUCACCUCUGAACUUCAGUGGAAUUUACCCUGUAAAACAGAGUUGAUUUUUUUUUAAACCAACUGGCCUUUAGAUUCUCUUUGGUGGCCUUCAUCCUCUAUUUUUCUAUCUAUCACUGCUUUGCUAAUGAAAUUUGCCUGGCCAGACUUUCACACAUAGCUAGAGAUGUCCAAAGAAGUUUCAUGCAUCAAGUGUUGAUGUUAGAACAUGGCUGCUAUGAUCAUGUCUGCCUUAGUGGUUUCCUCAGAUUUCCCACCACUGCACCAAUUUUCUUGUUCUUAAAGCCACAGCUCCUGGUUUCAGCUUUCACUAAAAAAGAAAUCUUAAGUUUCUGGCUAUUAUGGUUAAGAAGAAAAGUUGAAAAUUUGACCCAUGCAUAACCUAAACACUCAACAUCCAGAAGGCAAAAACAACCAACCAAAAAGCAUCAGAACCCAACAUUUAUUAAUUUUUUCAACUCAAUCUCAUGUUUGGUGUAGGGAGGAACUUUGGAUUUUCAAAGGCGUGAAGCCUGCACUAUUUUUAUUCUACCAUACGCGCCGUUCUGCAGGUGGUAGCAAUGUUGGCAACCAUAUGUGUCUCAAUCACUGUGUGGAUAGACCACAGAGCAGGGGGAGGCAGCACAGUGAUUACAAUAACAAUGACCCGUCUGUACCAACUCCCUUGCCAUGGUUAUCAGCAGGGGCUGGUAGCAUGGCAGAGGAAAAAAUUAAAGAAAAGUGUUAGAAGUAUACCUUUCCAAUAGGACUUAGGUGCAUACAGGGAGAAGGAAUUUUUUUAGUGAUCCACUUCCAAUCAGAAGUUGACAUGGAAGAUCUUAAGGGGAAUACUAGUGAGUUUUAGAAUGAAAUUGUGGAUGCUGGAAAGCAUUUUAUGUUAUCUUCAAUUUUCUUAGACACUUUGUGUUGUUUACUGGGGCACUGGAAGUCCAGACUCCUGGAUUUUGUCCUUGUAGCUGCCGCUGAAUCACUGGGUGGCCUGGGUAAAGGGAUUGCACCUUUCCAUGCUUCACUCUCCUAGUCUGGCAUAUUGAGAUAUUCAGAUGGAAGUCAAAAACAUUAUGCAACACUGUGAACAGUUACAAGAUACUCUUGCCCAGUAGGGAGAAACUGUUUCCUUUGGAAAACUGGGUUUCUCUGUUGGGGAAAGGGCCAUGAUAUAUCUUCGCAGGACUCUUCAGAUCACUGUGUUCAGUGAGUGCCAAUCAUGAUAGCAUACCUGUAGGAAAAGGCCCUCAGGCUCUAAUUUCCUUUCUUUCUGUUUUUUUACAUCCAAACAUGGCACCUCCUCCCCACCUUUAUCUUGCACCAACUAGAGCAAUAGGGAAAAUCACACACCUGAAUUGGAAUCAAAAGCUGCAACUCAGUUGGUGUAGACUGACCUAAUGUUGUAAGUGAAGUUUUGGAGGACUCAUACCACCUGCAGAUCAGGCCCAAAGUUCUUGACCAGUUCACACAUUUUUUAUAAUCCCUUUUCUCUCCCUCAGUUUUUGAAACCAAAACAUUUUUUUGCAAGCAGCCAUUGCUUUCAAUUUAACCAAGGUGGUUUUGGGGUUUCUAAGCAAAGGAACCAUUUCUUAUGCUAGCAAGAAAAACAUCUCAGAGACAGUGAAAUUAAAAUGUUUAGUACAAAUGACGUCCAUCUUGUAUUCCUUGAGUUAUAAUGACUAUAAAAAUAAGGAUUGCAUAUAAAUGCCAGAACUUAAGUAAGGCCGUGAUCCUGCCAAUACUUAUGCACAUGCCUAACUUUACUCCUGUGAAGCUUCACGUUGGCUGUAAUGAGACAACUCAGUGAAUAAACUUGUGCAGGUGAGUCAAUGGUUGUAGCAUUUUCACCAUGGACAAUCUCUCUAGGUUCUGUCUUGUUAUUUGGAUUGGGAUAUUCUAUUUCAAUGGCAUGCCAAUGGUGAAAUAAAUUCCAGUAUGUCUGAGUAGAGGGUAGUCCAGUCAGAUGCAGCCUACAGAUUCUAAAAAUACACCCCAAAUGCUUGCUGCCUUUUCUAAAUAUAAUCAGGGGUCAAUGCUGAACAAUUCCAGGUUUUUUUUCCUUUCUGAUUACUUCAACCAACAAGGCAAUUUCUAUUAAUCUAUCAAGCAAAAGUAAAGUAUUAUGAUCACAUAUGUUUACUCUCUAAGUUAUAAAACUGUAUAAAUAUGUAUGCAAAUUAGAAGCUCAGUCUUGAAAGCAUGAAACUAUUCAUGGCUUUAAUCAUACCUUCCAGGUGCAGUGAGUGGGCUUCUAGGAACUUACAAAGGUAAUUCAUGGCAUCACAAAGUUUGGGCACCCUUAAGGUAGAAAAUGUUCAUGAGGCAUGUCUCCCCUCUUACAAGCCUGCACAUGUUCUGGUGAUUAACCUCCACCCCUGCUCUAUCCAGAAGCAAGGGGGGUGGUAAAAUAUAUGGAAUUUUAAGUGGGAGAAAAACAUUAAAGUAUGAUGCCGAUGAUGCUGGAAUUGAUGCAAAAAUGCCACUGAAAGGUUGCAAAAAUCUCAUGGAAAUGUAUUCUGUAAAUUAUAUCUUGCUUUAUGAUGUAAAAUAUACAGUGUUUGCACUAGAAUAGAAACAAUCAUUUUCAAUAAAAGGAAAAAAGAAGCCAUCUCCAUAAGUUGUCA